AAACAAAAACGGCAGAUCAAUUGGGCGAAACUUGCAGGCGUAACUGAAAUCGAAAACAAUAAUAGGGCGAAACUCGAAAAUCUCUGAAAUUACGCGAAAAAAGCUAAAGUUCUUGAUAACCAUCGAACAAUAAGUGAAUAUAAUACACAUUUUUUUAUUUUGUUGAACAAAAAGUGGUCGAUUUUAUUGUGAUUUUUUUCUUGCGCUAGAGUUUGCACACAAAAAUUUCGUCAAUCUUCAAUUUCGCUCUACGAUUUCGCUGUUUUCCUUCACCGUCGAAUGUGUAUGACUCUUGAAUUCGUGAUCAAAUUAAUCACAGCAGUCAUGCCUUUCCAAAUUGUAAACAAAACAUUUUAAAAAUCAUGGAACUUCGAAAAGAUCAAACCGAAGGUUCCCAUUUAACAUAAGGAAAGGUUGGCAAAGAUGGAUUCACCAUUAAUAUCCUUUAUUAGAAUUCCAUCAAGUAUUAUAUAGCUGACUGUUUUCUGGAAUCCAACCUACUAUUUUAGGGACGUAUGUAUCUCGAGAGUGUUCUGUAUCGAUGCAAGGCUGUGAUUAUGCCUGUAGUCGAAGCUAAAGUAGAGAGCCUGAUUUGCUUGUUGCAGACAUGCGGCAGAACUAGAGGCACGACCCCAUUCUCAACCGCUUUUUAUUAAUGAUUCCAUAUCGCUUCUCGCAGAUUAUUGUAACAAAAUAUUUUAAACUGAAAGAAUAAACUUUUAUUUAUUUUCAAAAUCGGAAUGUUUAAAAAUAUUCAGCGAUUUCUCACAGAAUAUUUAGGGCAGCAGGUCAAAGAAUAGCUUUAGUUUAAAAUGUUUCUUUUCAAAAAUUAAUAUAUUGUGUUGAUUUUCAGACGUUUCACCAAGUCCUUAAAACGGUCCUGUUGACGCGGCCCAUAGUGGUCAGAUGUCAAAUCAAAUUACUCAUACACAGCAAGAGAGAGGAAAUUGUUUAGAAUAAGGAAAAAUAAAUAGGAAAAAGGGAAGAAAAGUUGUUGAUGGAAAACCACCUGGUUAUAAGUUGAUUUCCGCAAAUAGUUAGCACGAAAUAAUAGAAAUUUAUUGGAGUUAGAGUAGAAGUGCUCGCGUUUAUUAAAACUAUACCAUACAACUUGGGUAUGUACUAAUAAUAAGUUGUAAAUGCUAAAAAAUCAAGCCAAGUACUGAAAGUACUUCUGCACUUUAGGUUGUCGAUCAUUGCCACGCUGUUGAGCUGAUAGAUUCGAAGGAAUUGUCGGCUGCCUGUUGGUCCAAAGCUUAUCCAGUUACACAGGUCCUUCAGCAGCUGUAAGUAAACGCCGUUAGUUGUACACCUGAAAAAGAAAAGUAAUUAUUAAAUUUAUAGAUUGCUAGACACCAUCAACAGAAAAGGAACUAACCUCAAAUACGAUCAAUCGAUCGAACAAUUAUAUUUAGAUACAAUCGUUGGAAAGAUUGUUUCAAAUCGCUGCGCAUAAUUGGCAUAGAUUAUAAAUCAAAUCUCGUAUGUAAGUUAAAUUGAAACUAAACUGGGAAACAAAUUCUUAUUUAACAUUGAAAUUAUCAAUUAGGUCGAUUAUUAGGCGGCAAAGAAAGUUUCGACUAAACCACAGAAUUAUAAAUAAUCCACGGUCAGAAACACGAUAGCGAAUUGAAGAAGAGAGGUUCUACUAAAAAAUUUGUGAGUAUUUGAUCGAAAAUAACAAGUUUAUACAAGUUUAGUUUACCUAUUCUAAUAAAUUUACAGUUGAGCUGUCUAUUAUUGUACUGCUGCAAAAAGGUGGAUUAUCUCCAGGAAGAUCCGAAAAUCACCGCAACAUUUCUCAAAAAUUUUUUAUCGGAUAAACGGAUCGAACCUUCGAAAUGGCAUCGUGUGGAAAACAGGAUUUUACAUCAACCCCCUGCGAGUCGUGUGGCCAAAUAUCCACGCAAAAUGAAGGAAUGGUUGGAUGCAACGGUUGUGCAGGGUGGUUCCACUACCGUUGCGUUGGAGUCACGGACGAGGUCAAAAAACAGAAGAAGUGGUUCUGUCCGUCCGAAGCGUGCCAGCAGUUGUACGCCAAAUAUCAGAAGAAGCAAGAAGCCGGUCGCAAAGGUGCUACAAAGAAAACCGAAGGCUCAGAUAAGUCGAGCACGACAUCUGAACGACAGACAAAUCUCCUCAGCGAUAAUAAGGAUGAAACAAUUGUUACUCGGGACGAAAACCAACAGAUUAGAAAAGAGAAACUCGACGUGGAAAGAAGGCAAGCGUUCGAAAAACAAGAUUUGGAAAUUGAGUCGUUGGCAAAGCAGUAUGGAAUCGAAACAGAAAUACGUGAGAGGCAAAUCAAAUUGGAACAACAGAUGUUUGAAAAGGCUUUAGAAGAUAAGCGAAUGCAUUUACAAAAACUCAAAGCUAUGCGCGAAUCUUAUCAAUCUAAAAUGGACGCUCUGGAUAAAGAAUUAGCAGAAUUCAGCUUGGAAUCCCAAACUGCGCUGCCAAAGGGUUCUCGUGGUAAAACUUCGACUCCUUUACGCCAACUUGAUCAACAAUGCUGGAAAGUACCUGGUGAGUCAAUGAAGAGUAGAAACUACAAUAAGAAAACUGCAGUAUUAGAUUCGGAAGCUGGCUCGACUGAUAGUUCCUCGGGUGGCUCUCUCUCUGAUUUCACCGAUAGUUCAUCGUCAUGUUCGUCAACUAGUUCAAAGGCUGUUUCACAAGGGAAUCGAACUAGACCUUCGAAAGCACAAUUGACGGCACGCAAUGGAAUCAACCGAAGACUUCCGCCUUUCUCAGGAAAGCCGGAAGAAUGGCCGCUUUUUGUGAGCAGCUACACAUCCUCUACCGAGGCGUGCGGUUACAAUAACAUCGAAAACUUAGUUCGCCUUCAAGAAAGCCUAACAGGACCGGCCUUGGAAAAUGUACGUGGACUCCUGUUGUAUCCUAAAUCUGUCCCCAAAGUCAUAAAAAAAUUACGCAAAUUAUACGGUCGUCCGGAAAUCUUAUUGCAACACUACAUCGACAAAGUACGUAGAUUGGAAUCUCCAAAAGCAGAAAAGUUAACCACUUAUAUUCCGUUCGGAAAUGCAGUAGAACAGCUCUGCAGUCACUUGGAGGCAUCUGGUCUAUACGCGCACUUGAUAAACCCCACUUUGAUUCAAGAUCUUGUAAACAAAUUACCGGCAAUUAACAAACGAGAGUGGGUGCGGUAUAAAAGGAGAAAAUCCACCGUGAAUCUACGCACGUUUGCAAAAUUCAUUUCUAAAAUUGUGUCUGAAAUUUGCGAAACAAAUGUGGACGUUGAAUCUGUACUAGAUUCUCAAAAACCAAGAAUCAAGGAAAGAGUAGUUUUCACUCACAGCGUUGAAGAACGACAAACACUCACAGCACAAAAACCAUGUAAAGCAUGUGGGCGUACGGAUCAUCGUCUACGCUUCUGCGAUGAAUUCAAGAAAAUGUCUGAGGAGCAGCGUUUUGACCUAGCGGAGAAGUGGAAACUGUGCCAUAUUUGCCUGAAUGAGCAUGGGCGACUGCCCUGCAGAUUCCACCGAAUAAAAUGUGAUGUUGCUGGAUGUCGAGAUCGUCACCAUACACUCCUCCACCCAUCAACCUGCCCAACUGUAUCUCUAAACACGCACUUCCCUGAUUCCUCCAGUAUUAUGUUUCGCAUGAUACCUGUCAGUCUAUACUUUGCUGAUAAAAUUGUGAGUACUCUUGCCUUUCUCGACGAAGGCGCAUCAGUUACUUUGAUCGAAAACUCAUUGGCAGCAAAACUGAAUCUAGUGGGUGAGUCGGAUCCGUUAACCAUCAAAUGGACAGCAGACGUGUCGCGCACCGAAAAGGACUCCAUCAGAGCGGACGUCGAAAUAUCGUCAGGAACUGACGAUCAACGAUGGCAGUUAAGGAACGUUCGAACGGUUUCGCAGCUCCUCCUCCCAAUGCAAGUGCUAGAUACUAAAGAACUUAAACAACAAUAUCCUUUCCUCGCAGAAGUACCAGUUCAAUCUUACAAAGCCGAGCGACCCGGACUUUUAAUCGGACUCAAUAAUUUGGAGACGAUAGCGCCAUUAGAAACGAAGGUGGGGAAUAUUGGUGAACCCAUAGGCGUACGUUCGAAAUUAGGUUGGUCAGUGUAUGGUCCAGUUAAGGAGUCACCGUUUACCACCUCGAGUGGAUAUGUUGGGAUUCAUGUACAACCUACCAACCAAGAAAUCUACGACCUGUUAAAAUUCCAAUACUCGGUGGAAGAAAACCUUAGUUCGGUUUCGCAUGAAUCAAAGGAGGAACAAAGAGCACGUCAAAUCAUGGAAGCAACCACCGUACGAAUCGGUAACCGGUUCGAAACAGGUUUACUUUGGAGUACAGAUAAUCCUUGGUUCCCUGAUAGUUAUGGAAUGGCAUUGAGGCGAAUGGAAGAACUAGAACGAAGACUGGCAAAUAAACCACAAUUGUACUCAAAUGUUUGCACACAAAUUAAGCAAUACUUGCAGAAGGGAUACGCGCACGUAGCGACAGCGGAGGAACUUUCGGUAGCCAACGCCAGCAAAACGUGGUACUUACCAUUAAACGUAGUUUUAAAUCGAAAUAAGCCCAAUAAAGUCCGUCUGGUUUGGGAUGCGGCGGCAACCGUUAAAGGAAUUUCGCUAAAUUCUCAAUUGAUGAAGGGUCCUGAUAUGACGGUGUCUCUGCCGUCUGUCAUCAGUCGCUUUCGGGAACGACGUUUAGCCUUUGGUGCAGAUAUUCGGGAGAUGUACCAUCAAAUCCGAAUUAGGGCAGAGGACAGACAGGUACAACGGUUUCUUUUCCGGGAAGAUUGUUCAAAGCCACCGACGAUCUAUAUCAUGGAUGUGGCCACGUUUGGGGCAACAUGCUCCCCAUGCUCUGCCCAGUAUAUCAAAAACCUGAAUGCGCGUGAGUAUGCAACGGAAUAUGCUGAAGCUGCUGCUGCGAUAGUAGAAAACCACUACGUUGACGACUAUUAUGACAGCGUAGAUACGCUGGACCAAGCGGUUGUAUUAGCCACCCAAGUGCGAGAUAUUCAUGCCAGAGGAGGAUUCGAAAUUCGAAACUGGGUUUCGAAUUCUGAAGAAAUGCUUUUGAAAUUGGGAGAACCCAGUGAGGAACAGGCUAUCAAAUUCAACAAGUGUAAAGAAACCGAUACUGAACGGGUGUUAGGGAUCAUUUGGAACCCCCACGAUGACGUUUUCUGCUUUUCCACUGCGCAUCGAGAUGAAGUUCGACAGUAUUUAUAUGGGAAUUCACGACCGACAAAACGGAUUGUCCUGAGUUGUGUUAUGGGUUUCUUCGAUCCGCUAGGGCUACUCUCUCCCUUCACAAUUCUAGGCAAGAUGUUAAUUCAGGACUUGUGGCGGACUGGAUGUGAGUGGGAUGAAGCCAUAGAUGACAAUUCCUUUGCCAAAUGGAAAAAAUGGACCGAAAUAAUGUCUCAAGUGGAAAGCCUUCGUAUUGAUCGAUGUUACCUCGGAAAUUUACAUUCAAAAGAAAUUGAAUCGCUUGAAAUGCAUGUAUUCACCGAUGCCAGUGAGUAUGCCUAUGGGUGUGCCGUCUACUUCCGCGUAAAAUGGGCCGAUGGUGUGAAGGUUUCAUUGGUGAUGUCGAGCGCAAAAGUGGCCCCAUUGAAACGAAUAUCGGUGCCGCGCUUGGAGCUCAUGGCAGCAGUUCGCGGAGCAAAGUUAAUGAAAACGGUUCAGCAAAAUCAUCGUCUGAAGGCUGGAAAAUGUAUCCUGUGGACGGACUCCCGAACCGUGCUCAGCUGGAUUCGAUCUGAAGCUCGUAACUAUCAGCAGUUCGUGUCAUUCCGUAUCGCUGAAGUACAAGACCUUACGAAUAUAUCAGACUGGCGAUGGGUUCCCAGUAAGCAAAACAUCGCAGAUGUCCCCACUAAAUGGGGAAUGGGAUCUCCUUUAGACAUGGACGGUGCUUGGUAUCGAGGACCCGCAUUCUUGUAUGAACCAGAAAGCUGUUGGCCAGAACAAAUCAGCUCACCCAGGAACAUCUCAGAAGAAAUCAAACCAUGUUUUUUACUCCAUCAUGAGGGUGGUCAACGGCUUUCCCUCAUUCCCGUGACUAAUAUGUCAUCUUGGAAUCGAAUCUUACGAGUAACCGCUACAGUUGUCAGGUAUGUUGCCAAUUUGAGAAGGAAACUAAACGGAGAACCCUUGCUCUGUGCUAAGUUGAAAGAAUCGCAAGUACUGAAACUACAAGUCAAAUCUAAAAAAAUAAAGUGUCCUCUUCAAAGUGAAGAACUUCAAAGAGCUGAAUCUAUCUUAUGGUUGCAAGCUCAAAGUGAUGGUUUUCCUGAUGAAAUAUACAGAUUAUCUAAAUUUACGGAGAGUGGUCGCGACGAAGCGGAAUGUCGUUUACCAACAAGCAGCAAACUAUUUAAGCUGACACCUAUCCUAGACGAAAAGGGAGUUCUGCGAGUCAGAGGCCGGAUAGAAAAAGCUGAAUACCUUCCAUUUGACAAGCGUCACCCUAUCAUACUGCCCCGUGAUCACAUUUUAACUUUGCGAAUUAUUCAGCAUUAUCACGAACUGUUCGGACACGCCAACCGCGAAACGGUGUUCAACGAAGUUCAACAAAAAUUUUACAUCAUAGGAUUGCGCGGCGUGAUUCGAAUGGUCGCCAGAAACUGUGUUUGGUGCAAAGUUCACCGUUGUAUUCCACGAGUUCCGAUGAUGGCACCGCUACCAAUACAACGCAUAACUCCUCAACUAGGACCGUUUCAAGCCGUAGGUGUUGAUUACUUAGGCCCGCUUGAAGUAACAGUGGGUAGGCGCAAGGAGAAAAGAUGGGUUGCUGUUUUCACAUGUUUAUCUAUAAGAGCGAUACACCUGGAAGUAGUUUACACUUUAUCUACACCAUCGUGUCUUAUGGCGAUACGCAGAUUCGUAUGCAAACAAGGAGCACCAACAGACAUUUUCUCCGACAAUGGCACGAACUUUACGGGAGCCUGGAAUGAAAUGCAGAAACAGAUUCACUACGAAUGCGCAGAAGCUAUGACCACUCCUCGAACGAAGUGGCAUUUUAACCCUCCAGGAACCCCCCACAUGGGUGGCAUCUGGGAAAGGAUGGUGCGCUCAGUGAAGGAGGCAAUGAAAGCAUUAGAUGAUGGAAGAAAACUAACAGAUGAGAUUCUCUGGACUACUCUAUCCGAAGUCCAAGAUAUGAUAAAUUUAAGACCACUGACAUACAAAUCCCAGGAAGUCAUGGAGGACGAAUCGUUAACCCCAAACCAUUUCCUGAGGACCGUUAAAGCGGAAGAAUUUCAACCCAAGUCGGAGACGGAACUAGCUGAUGCGUUAAGAAACAUUUUUCAGAGAUCACAGUUUUUAGCUGAUAGAGCUUGGGAACGUUGGUUGACAGAAUACCUACCAUCAAUUAAUCGGCGUACGAAAUGGUUCCAAGAACAACGGAAAAUUAAGAAAGACGAUCUGGUAUUUGUAGUGAAUGGAAAGGACCGGAAACAGUGGAUUCGAGGAAUUGUCGACGAAGUCAUCGAAGGACAGGAUGGGAAAAUUCGACAAGCUUUGAUCAGAACUGCCAAAGGAGUAAACCGACGAAGUGUAGUUAACCUUGCGGUGUUGGAACUAGGUGUUGAAGAACAGGGUAAAACCGGAAAAUCAAGAGAUUUACCGGAGUUACGUGUGGGGGGUGUUGACGCGGCCCAUAGUGGUCAGAUGUCAAAUCAAAUUACUCAUACACAGCAAGAGAGAGGAAAUUGUUUAGAAUAAGGAAAAAUAAAUAGGAAAAAGGGAAGAAAAGUUGUUGAUGGAAAACCACCUGGUUAUAAGUUGAUUUCCGCAAAUAGUUAGCACGAAAUAAUAGAAAUUUAUUGGAGUUAGAGUAGAAGUGCUCGCGUUUAUUAAAACUAUACCAUACAACUUGGGUAUGUACUAAUAAUAAGUUGUAAAUGCUAAAAAAUCAAGCCAAGUACUGAAAGUACUUCUGCACUUUAGGUUGUCGAUCAUUGCCACGCUGUUGAGCUGAUAGAUUCGAAGGAAUUGUCGGCUGCCUGUUGGUCCAAAGCUUAUCCAGUUACACAGGUCCUUCAGCAGCUGUAAGUAAACGCCGUUAGUUGUACACCUGAAAAAGAAAAGUAAUUAUUAAAUUUAUAGAUUGCUAGACACCAUCAACAGAAAAGGAACUAACCUCAAAUACGAUCAAUCGAUCGAACAAUUAUAUUUAGAUACAAUCGUUGGAAAGAUUGUUUCAAAUCGCUGCGCAUAAUUGGCAUAGAUUAUAAAUCAAAUCUCGUAUGUAAGUUAAAUUGAAACUAAACUGGGAAACAAAUUCUUAUUUAACAUUGAAAUUAUCAAUUAGGUCGAUUAUUAGGCGGCAAAGAAAGUUUCGACUAAACCACAGAAUUAUAAAUAAUCCACGGUCAGAAACACGAUAGCGAAUUGAAGAAGAGAGGUUCUACUAAAAAAUUUGUGAGUAUUUGAUCGAAAAUAACAAGUUUAUACAAGUUUAGUUUACCUAUUCUAAUAAAUUUACAGUUGAGCUGUCUAUUAUUGUACUGCUGCAAAAAGGUGGAUUAUCUCCAGGAAGAUCCGAAAAUCACCGCAACAGGUCCAAUAUUGGUUUGUUACUUGGUCCGAUUUUAGACUAUUUCACCAGUUGUACGGACCGGAUGAUCCGGACUUUGAGAUUUGGGAUAUUUGACAGUCUAAUGUGGAUUGUAGGGUACCAUGUUGCAGGCGUGCCUUUUGGUUCACAUGUAUUGAUCAGCAGGGGAGUCUUAGUUAGGUACGUGGACAGAAAAGACGCGAAUAAACCGUUGUGCACUUUAUCUUGUUGCGAAAGUGGAAAUUGCAUCCGAAACCCCCCGAAGUCCUUACAUGGAUCAUUGAAAUUUCGCUAAACAAACGUCGUCACAUUGCAAACUUGUCAACUGAUAUGUGUAAACA
Uranotaenia lowii is the source of this 8888-nucleotide messenger RNA. RefSeq lists its product as uncharacterized. NCBI's taxonomy places the organism in Eukaryota, Metazoa, Arthropoda, Insecta, Diptera, Culicidae. Gene Ontology annotation, biological process: DNA integration. Gene Ontology annotation, molecular function: nucleic acid binding. Bases 1842 to 7712 code for a protein of 1956 amino acids. The record is from RefSeq and is a predicted model, not a curated record. The transcript is spliced from 3 exons.